This is a messenger RNA of Onychostoma macrolepis, 3012 nucleotides long. It is a transcript of the gene ldb2a, whose product is annotated as LIM domain binding 2a. Gene Ontology annotation, cellular component: nucleus; transcription regulator complex. Lineage: Eukaryota; Metazoa; Chordata; Actinopteri; Cypriniformes; Cyprinidae. The record is from RefSeq and is a predicted model, not a curated record. Gene Ontology annotation, biological process: positive regulation of transcription by RNA polymerase II; negative regulation of transcription by RNA polymerase II; nervous system development. Gene Ontology annotation, molecular function: LIM domain binding. The transcript has 9 exons. The coding region runs from base 120 to 1253 and encodes 377 amino acids.
UCUCUCCGCUCCGCGUGCAGCCAGUGACUGCUGCUGUCUCGCGGCGUUUGGAGAUCUUGCAGGCGCGCUGUAUGGAUGCUGAAGCUUCGGCGCUGCUGUAAUCGCGACACGGAAUCAACAUGUCCAACCCUCCGCACGACCCGUUCUACUCGUCCCCUUUCGGACCGUUCUACCGGAGACAUUCACCGUACAUGGUGCAGCCUGAGUACAGAAUCUAUGAGAUGAACAAACGACUCCAGUCCCGGACAGAGGAGAGUGAUAGUCUAUGGUGGGAUGCGUUUGCUACAGAGUUCUUUGAGGAAGACGCUACAAUGACCAUUGCCUUCUGCCUGGAGGAUGGACCAAAAAGAUACACAAUCGGGCGAACCCUCAUCCCUCGAUACUUCAGCACGGUAUUUGAGGGUGGUGUGUCAGACCUCUACUACAUCCUGAAACACUCCAAAGAGUCCUUCCACAACUCCUGCAUCACUGUGGACUGCGAUCAGUGCACCAUGGUCACGCAACACGGCAAGCCCAUGUUCACCAAGGCACAAGACCCUCAAGUCCUGGAGCAGCUCUCAAAAAACAUCACCCGCAUGGGACUGACCAACUUCACCCUUAACUACCUCAGGUUUGUCCACCUGCAGGCACAAGACCCUCAAGUCCUGGAGCAGCUCUCAAAAAACAUCACCCGCAUGGGACUGACCAACUUCACCCUUAACUACCUCAGGUUGUGUGUCAUUCUGGAGCCAAUGCAAGAGCUAAUGUCCCGACACAAGACCUACAACCUCAGCCCGAGAGACUGUCUAAAGACCUGUCUGUUCCAGAAGUGGCAAAGAAUGGUGGCCCCUCCAGCUGGACAUCCACAGAACUUCAAAACGGAAAUUUUCCCCUCAAAUCACAAAAAAGAGCCCACUCGACAGACCACGACCAAGAGAAGAAAGAGGAAGAACUCCGCCAGCAGUGCGUCUAACAGUAACCUUGGCAACAGCGCUGGCGGCAAGAAACGCAGCCCUGCCAACAACUUCAAUCUGACCAGCCAGGAUGUGAUGGUGGUAGGUGAGCCCACUCUGAUGGGCGGGGAGUUUGGCGAUGAGGACGAGCGUCUGAUCACGCGGCUAGAAAACACACAAUACGACGCCACCAACGGCCUGGACGAUGAUGACGACUUCACAAGCUCGCCGGCGCUCGGCAACAACGGUCCCUGGAACAGCAAGCCGCCCACAGGACAAGACAGCAAGCCAGAGAGUACAGCCUCGCAGCCCUCUCAGUAGGAGACAACAUGCGCAGUGCCCUGUUAAACCACCAGGGCAGCGCUCUUUCUCUCUGACCUCACUUUUUACCCUCGAUGAUGUAAAUCCCAUGUCAUGGUGUCAAUGAUGUCAUCCAUUUUCACCAGAAACUGAUGGUUCCACUUCUUAUUUUGGGUAACGUUUAAGAACUUCACAGACCAAACUUUGGCAGCAAUAUUUGCUCACUGGAUUUUUUCGAAAUCAUCUAGCUACAAAGCAUUGCAAGAAAUGUGACUUUUGGAGAAACUUGAUUUUAUCAAGGCCAAGUGAGCAAUCUGAAUUAACAGAGACCUGAAUUUGGGACAACUUUAGCCCAAUAAUCAAUGUAAAAAGGCUACCUGUCUCGCAGUUCAUCACACAUCACCAUAGUGACUCCAGCUGGCAACCACACUCGAUAUCAACCAAUCGCUGAAGAGACGGUCAUGUUGACUGUCUUCUCACUGGAGACUGGAACUGCAGAGGCAUCCACUGAGACCAAUCCCUGAACAUUUGCAUUUUUAUUGGAAAUUCGUUUGGCUAUUGUCUUUUUCUCUCUGCUUUCAAUUAAAAGUGAACCGCCUUGCGUUCCUUCAACACAACUGACGGCAUUAACAAAGACAGCUUGCAUUGAAAAAAAUAUAUAACAUUGCCAGUUACCAUUUACAGAUUGUACUUUAAUUCAAAAAUUCCUAUUUGAUUUCUGAGUCAAUGUGUUAUUUCAGUCAUUUGUGAUUCUCCUUGUACUGUACCAUCAAGAUUAGGAGUUUCUUUAAGGACAGGCAGGCACAUAUGAAAAGCAUAUUUGUCCAUCUUUCGCCUCUCUCCCUGUAUUGACUUAUUUUCAUAAUGGAAGAUGAUAUGUUUCUGCAUGACAUUUCGAAAUCUGUAAUGUUUAUUUCCAGACUUUUUGAGGUCAUGUUGAACUUUGGUUAUCAAUUUGGAAGUACAGUAACCAGGGUUGUGACUUUGACAAUAAAAAUUCAUUCUGCUUCGUCUGAUGUCACUGAAGUCAUCAGACCUUGAUGUAAACGGCAGCUGUUUUGACGUUUACUACUUGAUUGACUUUUUUUUUUAAUCUGAUAAUAACAGAUUUCAUACUCAGGAAUGAACACCAUACUGAGAAAUGAGAACAUUAAAUAUAGCUUACUGUAAAUCCAGUCACAAAUAUACUGUUCAUUAGCUUUGUAUGAGUUUAUUAAAUAACAUUCAUCAUGUCUAGCUUCACCCUACUUUUAACAGGAAAACAGCCUUUUUAUCUAAAAAAUAAUCAUUCUAAAAAAAAUGCAAUGAAUGCCCUUCUAGCAAAUUAUGUGAUCAGGUUUAUACAGCUUUAUGUCAUUUCUGUAGCUAGAGACAUAUUUUGUUUUUACAACAUUUUUUCAUAUACUGUUCACUGGAUUUGGAAACGUUUCUUAAAGGCCCUUUAAGAGUUGUGGUCUGCUUUAAUGAUUGAAAAGAAUAUUACAUGUUGAUGAUGAUGAUGACAAACAACCAAAUAUUUUUUAACUAAUCAGUUUCUUUGUUCUUGUGUUUUGUCACAACAAUACAAAACAUAUCUCCUGAAUAUUAUCGCAAAGCCUAAGAUAUUUCCAAAACCAACAAAAUGACGACAAUAUCAGCCACCCACUGUUUAAACCUUGUAUUAUUGAAACUCUGCACAGUUUGUAAAAUAUUUAGCAGAGCUGUUUUUUGUGUCAUAUCCAAAGUCUUGUAUGUAUGCUUUGCCAUUUUGUGUGCCAAUAAAUUGUGCUUACAAAACCUU